CGUCUGUAAAUCCACCUUGUUCGAGUUGAGAACCAAGUACUAGCACUGUGGCCACAUGACCGCGAUGCUCUUGUCGAAGUGUCUCCACAAUACAACAAACAAUAAACGCGCGGUCAACAUACAGGUCCGUGCGCUGUGUGGCAGGCACACUGGUCGGACUUUGAAGGUGUAGGGCCAUUCAACAAAACUGUCGCGUCGAGACGAACCACCCAACAUAUCUUCCUUCCGCUUCAACACUUGAAAUAUCUCAGAUUCAACACUCUCAGCGAUGUCCGACAACGAGGGAACCACUAAAAAGAGCGGUUAUCGCCUGGAAUACGCGAGUUCUGCCAGAUCCAAAUGCAAAGGUCCCAAACCCUGCGCUGUUCAAAUCGCUAAAGGGGAGCUUCGUGUUGGCUCUGUCGUCGAUUUCAGGGGCAACACCAGCUACUCAUGGCGCCAUUGGGGUUGCACGACCGCCAAGAUUAUAUCCAACAUGAAAUCUCAAUUUGAAUCCGCCGAUGAGCUCGAUGGUUUUGACGACCUCAAAGACGAAGACAAAGAACGCCUCCGCAAGGCAUGGGAGGAAGGCAAGGUUGAAGAAGACGAAGAGAAGCCCAAGAAGAGGGCAUCAGCAAAAGCCAAGAAAGACGCAGGUGGAGAGGAUGGUGAGAAGCCAAAGAGAAAACGUGCACCUGCAAAGGCCAAGAAAGUGGAGGAUGAGGGAGAUGAAGAUGCUGAAGACAAGCCAAAGAAGGCUCCUACGAGGAAGCCUCGGGUAAAGAAAGCUGCAGCUUCGUCAGACGCCGAAGAUAAGGGAGAGUCUGAGGAGAAACCUAAGAAGCGUGCACCUGCGAGAAAACCUGCUGCCGAGAAGAAAGUAGCUGAGAAGAAGGCUCCAGCAAGGAAGCGAGUUACUAAGAAGAAAGAUGAAGAGGAAGAAUCCGGUGAGGACUUUGCAGAGGCGAUUGCAGAGGUUCAGGAGGAGGAGGAGGAUGCAGAAGAGUCUAACAAGAAGCGCAAGCGACCCGCUUCUUCGAAGCCAGCAUCCACUGCCAAGAAAGCAAAGGUAGCUUCCAAGGCAAAGAAGUCGAAGGAAGUUCUUGAAGAGGAAGAAGACAAUGAGUAGAUCCUUAUCCUUAUGACGCUCUCUUUUAUCCAUUCCCUCGAGUGUUCACCAGGUAUCCACGAUUUCACGCAUUCAUAACAUUGCCAGUUGUUGAUGUAACUUGUUUGAAUUCUCUUGUAUGCUGUUGAGUAAUUUAAGCCCCGCAUUGACUGUUCAA
Messenger RNA from Suillus subalutaceus, 1265 nucleotides. RefSeq names its product poly polymerase and DNA-ligase Zn-finger region-domain-containing protein. The record is from RefSeq and is a predicted model, not a curated record. The coding region runs from base 269 to 1108 and encodes 279 amino acids. Gene Ontology annotation, molecular function: DNA binding; zinc ion binding. The transcript is spliced from 9 exons. Lineage: Eukaryota; Fungi; Basidiomycota; Agaricomycetes; Boletales; Suillaceae.